AUGAACGCGCCAAACGGGAUCAACGGCCAUGCAGCUGUUCCUGGUCUAUGGAGCGAAGCUCGAAAUGCCGAUGGGCGCAUUUACUACUACAAUACAGUUACCAAGGCGACGCAAUGGACCAAGCCAGAAGACCUAAUGACGGCGGCAGAGCGUGCUUUAUCAGCCCAGCCCUGGAAAGAGUACACUGCCGAGGGUGGAAGGAAGUAUUGGUACAAUACAGAGACGAAGCAGAGCUCAUGGGAGAUACCAGAUGUCUACAAACAGGCGCUCGCGAAGGAAACGGUUGCGCCAACACCUGCACCAGUUCCACAAGCACCUACAUUUGUCGCUGGCGGCGGCUUUACAUCUUCCCAGUUUGAUCAACCACGAGACAGGGAACCGCUUGGAGAAGCUCGACAAAUUGCGUAUGGUAAUGAUGCUAAUGGGAGCCGUGCACAAGUCUUUGUACCCGCAAAUACCGACCCUGAUUACUCAACCUUCGAAGAAGCAGAAGCGGCCUUCCUUAAGCUUCUCCGUCGCCAAAAUAUUGAUCCUAAUUGGACCUGGGAACAAACGAUGCGGUCAAUUAUCAAAGACCCACAGUACCGGGCACUGAAGGAUCCUAAGGAUCGUAAAGCGGCAUUUGAGAAAUAUGCAGUUGAGGUGCGGCUUCAGGAGAAAGACCGUGCAAAGGAAAGGCUCGAGAAGCUCCGUAAAGAUUUUGCCACGAUGCUGAGAAGUCACCCAGAGAUCAAGCAUUACACUCGUUGGAAAACUGCACGGCCCAUCAUUGAGGGAGAGACCAUAUUUCGAUCUACGAAUAACGACGAUGAACGGCGCCAACUCUUUGAGGACUAUAUUAUUGAACUUAAAAAAGCCAACAUUGAACGAGAAGCAACUACACGAAAAGCUGCUAUGGAUGAGCUGGUAGAUAUUUUAAAGGCUAUUGAUCUAGAGCCAUACACUAGGUGGUCAGAGGCACAAGGUAUCAUUCAAUCUAACCCGAGAAUCCAAGGCGACGAGAAAUUUAAGUCGCUCAGCAAGUCGGAUAUCCUGACUGCUUUCGAAAACCACAUCAAGAACUUGGAGAAAACCUUCAACGAUUCUCGUCAGCAGCAAAAGAAUCAGAAGGCUAGACGUGAACGGCAAAACCGAGAUCGAUUCUUGGCCUUGCUUCAGGAGUUAAAGGCUGCGAAUAAGAUUAAGGCAGGGUCAAAAUGGAGCCAGAUCUGUCCAUUAAUUGCAGAGGAUGACAGAUAUCAAGCAAUGCUUGGACAAUCCGGAUCUACCCCGCUCGACUUAUUUUGGGAUAUGGUUGAGGAAGAGGAGCGUGCGCUUCGCAAUACCCGAAAUGAUGUAUUGGAUGUUCUUGAUGACAAAGGGUUUGAAAUCCAGCAGAAGACUACUUUUGACGAGUUCCUUGCGGUUACGAAAAAUGAUCGACGAACUGCUAACAUUGAUCGAGACGCCGUGUCAUUAAUAUUCGAGCGGCUACAUGAAAAAGCUUCGCGACGCAGCGAGGAUAAUAAGCAUCAAGCUGAGCGCCAACAGCGGCGCGCUGUGGAUGCUCUCAGAUCUUUCAUUAAACAUCUUGAGCCUCCGGUUCGCCUCAAUCAUACUUAUGAAGAUAUUAAACCACGCAUAGAUAAGUCCGAGGAAUACCUCGCAGUAUCCUCCGACGAGCUUCGUCGAUCCGCCUUUGACAAGGUCAUCCGACGUCUCAAGGAGAAGGAGGAUGAGGAGAAGGAUCGUUUGAGACGCCGGGAGAGGUUCUCAGUAGACAGACCGACCCAUCGUGAGAGGGACAGAGGUGAGAGACCAUACCGUGCCAACGGACGUCAUGCUAGGACAAGUCGCAGUCCAGAACCAGAUGCGUACGAGGCAGAUAGAAGGAAAGCUAUUGCCGACCGGGAAAAGAACUAUCGGAAGUCUAGCGUCGCAGACACCCUUCUUUCCCCCGGGCGCAGAGGCGACCGAGACCGUGACCGGGAGAGGGAUAUCGAUCUGGAUAGGCCGCAUCGCAGCCGCCGGGACGAGUCUAUGAGCCACUAUGAGCGUGAGCGGCGAGACAGAGAUGAUGAGCGAGAGAAGCUCUACCGCAGAAGAGGCGACCCAAGGGGAAGUAUCGAUGAGUUACCUUAUGGGGAUGAAAGACCUACCAUGGGAGGUAGACGACGAAGAGCUGACAGUGAUGUGGAAAGCGUUGGUAGCGCCUCAAGAAAUGCAAAGAGACCGAGGAGAGAAUUAACACCACGUGAGCGCUCCCCGCCUCCUCGUGAAAGACGUCACAGGACUAGGACACCUCCUGCGGCUAUUCCAGCAAAAGAGGAACCGGCUGUCCACUCGGGCAGCGAGGAGGGUGAAAUCGAAGAAGAAUGA
Molecule: messenger RNA, 2358 nt
Organism: Venustampulla echinocandica
Lineage: Eukaryota; Fungi; Ascomycota; Leotiomycetes; Helotiales; Pleuroascaceae
Exons: 6
Coding region: 1-2358 (785 amino acids)
Biological process (GO): mRNA cis splicing, via spliceosome
Cellular component (GO): U1 snRNP; U2-type prespliceosome
Molecular function (GO): protein binding; RNA binding
Source: RefSeq, a predicted model, not a curated record